Molecule: messenger RNA, 2439 nt
Organism: Brassica napus (rape)
Lineage: Eukaryota; Viridiplantae; Streptophyta; Magnoliopsida; Brassicales; Brassicaceae
Product: probable glutamate carboxypeptidase AMP1
Exons: 9
Coding region: 184-2292 (702 amino acids)
Molecular function (GO): carboxypeptidase activity
Source: RefSeq, a predicted model, not a curated record
AAUAACGUCUUUGACCCCCAAAAAAACUCCCGAGUAAAUUACAAAAGACGACAGAGACAAUACAAAAAAAAAACAGAGAGACGAAGAUGAUUGACUAGAAAGAUACUACUUACUUUGGCCAAGCCACUACUGCUCAGACAAUAACUCACUUCUCUCUCUCUCUCUCUCUCUCUCUCCCCUGCAAUGUCGCAGCCUCUCACAGCAACUAGACCGACCAACGCCGCAACCUCUAUAUUCCCUCUCCGCCAGCCGCCGCCGCUCUGUUCUUUCCUCUUCAUCAUAGUCCUUAUCGUCGCCACUUUCUACACUCUCCACCACCCAGACGCAACUCCUCCUCUCCUCUUCUCCCAUAACGCCCUCACUCUCCGCCGCCUCUUCCUCUCCUCCGCCUCCAACGCCACCGUCUCCUCUUACCUCCGCGCUCUGACCCGCCAUCCUCACCUCGCCGGAACAAAACCCUCUCUAGACACUCUCAGCUACGUCACAAACCACUUCCAAAGCCUCGGGCUCGACACUCACCUCGCCGAGUACGAGGCUCUCCUCUCUUAUCCUGCGCACAUCUCCGUCGCGGCGCGUUUUAGCAACAACACGACGGUGGAGUUCGACUUGAACGACGGCCCCGGAGACGAUGAUGUGGUUAGGCCUUACCACGCUUACUCGCCGUCUGGAUCGGCGCAGGGUAACGUCGUGUUCGUGAACCACGGCGAGGAGAGAGACUACCGCGCGCUUGAGCUGAUCGGAGUGAGCGUUAGAGACUGUGUGGUGUUAGCGAGAAAGGGGGAGUCUCUUGGGAGAGGAGGUAUCGUGAAGAUAGCUGAGGCUAAAGGUGCGCUUGGGGUGCUAAUAUACGCCGAGAACGACGGUGGUGGAUUCGGGGGAAUUGAGAGAGGUACGGUGAUGAGAGGGAUCGGAGAUCCGGUUAGUCCGGGCUGGCCCGGAGUUGUCGGAGGAGAGAAACUGAGUUUGGAAGAUGAUCGUGUCGCUCGGAGAUUCCCAAAGAUUCCAUCUUUGCCUUUGUCUCUACGCAAUGCAGAGAUCAUAUUGGCUUCUCUGGGGGGAGCUAGAGCUCCGGUGGAGUGGCGUAACUCGGGUCGGGUCGGGUCAGGUCAACGGGUUGGCCCAGGACAGACGGUUGUUAACAUGACGUUACAGGGGGAGUUGACAAUGAAGAAAGUUCACAAUGUUGUGGCUACUAUAAGAGGUAGUGAGGAACCUGACCGGUACGUGAUUCUUGGGAACCAUAGAGACGCGUGGACGUAUGGAGCUGUUGAUCCAAACAGUGGAACAUCAGCUUUACUCGACAUUGGUCGACGAUUCUCUGUGUUGCUUAAAUCUGGUUGGAGACCACGUAGGACCAUUCUUCUUUGUAGUUGGGAUGCAGAAGAGUUCGGAAUGAUUGGAUCAACUGAAUGGGUCGAAGAAAAUGUUCUGAACUUAGGUGCAAGUGCUGUGGCUUAUCUUAAUGUGGAUUGCGCAGUCCAAGGCUCUGGGUUCUUCGCUGGUGCAACGCCUCAGUUAGAUGGUCUUCUUUUAGAUGCCUUGAAGUUGGUCCAAGAUCCUGAUGAUGUAGCCUUGACAGUUGAAGAGACAUUCAAGUCUCAGAAUAACAUUAUAGAGAGGCUAAGUAGAGUAGAUUCUGAUUUCUCCGGGUUUCUUCAUCAUGCUGGAAUAGCGUCUAUAGACAUGUACUAUGGUGCAGAUUAUCCUGUCUACCACACUGCUUUUGACUCCUAUGAUUGGAUGAUCCGCAAUGCAGAUCCGUUGUUUCAUCGUCAUGUUGCCAUGGCUGGAGUUUGGGGACUUUUAGGAAUCAUCUUGGCUGAUGAGCCAGUCUUACCGUUCAAUUACAUCUCUUAUGCAGAACAGUUGCAGGCACAUAGAGAUGCAUUGAGCAAGCUCUUACAAGGGAAAGCCUCUGUUGAUCCCUUGAGCAUGGCGAUACAAGAGUUCUCUUUAGUUGCUAAAGAAGCACAAGAUGAAGCAAAGAAGCUAAAGGAACAAGCAUACAACAAAAAUGAUGUUGCAGCAGCUGCCAAGAGAAGAGAGUUAAAUGAUAGGAUGAUGCUUGGGGAAAGAGGGUUUUUGGAUUCAGAAGGGAUCAAAGGGAAAGAAUGGUUCAAGCAUCUUGUGUAUGGACCUGCAGCUGAACCAGAGAGCAAGCUAGGUUUUUUCCCGGGAAUAGCUGAUGCUAUUGCAACAAACUCAUCAGAGGGAAUGAUCGAGCAUGAGAUAUGGAGAGUUGCGAGAGCGAUUCAGAGAGCAAGCAGAGCUCUUAAAGGAGGGUUCACUUGAGAAAAAAAACUCCGUUUGUAUAUAUGUAUUGUGUGACUGUAGAUUGUUGAAGCAUAGCCUCUUACCUUAUGAUGUUAACCAAAAUAACAGUGUAGUAUUAUUCAACACACGUUCAAGACUAAUAGAAUCUUGGUUUUAAACUCAAAA